Molecule: messenger RNA, 1253 nt
Organism: Corticium candelabrum
Lineage: Eukaryota; Metazoa; Porifera; Homoscleromorpha; Homosclerophorida; Plakinidae
Exons: 5
Coding region: 1-1224 (407 amino acids)
Molecular function (GO): protein binding
Source: RefSeq, a predicted model, not a curated record
AUGAUGAAGAUCGAUAGACUGCGGUCGUCAGUGUGGACUUGUACGUUUAUCGUCAUCGCUUAUACUGCGGUGGCUCUCGCCACCAGUACUUGUCCAAGAAAUUAUUUUCUAAAUUCAGAGGGAAGGUGCAGAGGUUGCAACUCCUGUCUUCCUGGUGUGAAAAGUAUAGCUAGAUGUACGGAGACUCACGACACGGUAUGUCAUCCGGACAACAAAUGCUACAACCCACUCUAUGUGUACGACGCAAGAUACGAUUACCACUGUCGAGCAGUCCGACCUUCCGACUGCACGGAUAGAAGACUCGUUUCUUCCACCCCUACUAAUUGCAGUACUAAAGGAAGCAAUUGCACAUGUCGGGUGGUUUCUAGUGAUCAUAGAAAGGUAGACUGCUAUUGUGAAACAGAUUGUGAAAGGCUUUCUAUUGCUAAUGGUCACCUGGACUCUACUGAUAAAAGCGUAGGCACAGUCGUGACAGUGAGAUGUGAAAUAGGAUACACACUCGUCGGUUCUAGUUGGAGGGAAUGCUUAUCUUCGAAAACUUGGAGUGGAGAGACCAAAUGUUUAGGUCCUUGUAAUGGAAAGGCAUUAGAUGUGUUAGGUUUCAGUGGAACGAUCGAAUAUAGACACUUCCUACCCGGCGACUGCAGUUGGAGACUUCAUGGCAAUUUCGGUUUCAAAAUGAUCAUAAAGUUUCACAUGCUGUCCAAUGCACAUUUUGGCGAUUCUGUUACUGUUCGCGACAGAGACUCAUCUGGAACUGUCAUUGCGUCUUUGUCUAGAGGUUACGAAAACGAAUCUGUUGUGUCUUGUAGUAAAUCUCUUUUUGUGGAAUAUAACAGCAGUUACAGACUGCAUAAGGCGGGAGUUGUUGCAUCUUUUAUGAGUGUUGAUCGUAUAGCGUCUCCAGAAUAUCCUCAUUCUUAUCCCAUAUCAACAAGAAUAACGUGGAGAGUGUGUGCUCUACUAAAUCAGCCAACAUAUCUGGACUUCACUGAUUUUGAUUUGGAGCAAUUAGACAGUGUGAAAAUAACGUCACGCCAAAAGCUCAAUGCGACGUUUCGAGGUCGACUUCUACCAUUCAGAUUAGUUCUUACAUCCAUUACAACCCUAGUUUUUACGUCACAAAAGCUUCAAACAACAAAGAGUCAUCGACGAUUUUCAUCCCGGCUUCGUGUGCCGUCGUUGCAAAUUAAAAAUAGCCAUUGUCGCUGUAGGAACGAUUGACUUUAUCAGUUUAUUGUUACUUAUUGGUG